Molecule: messenger RNA, 2690 nt
Organism: Tuber melanosporum (Perigord truffle)
Lineage: Eukaryota; Fungi; Ascomycota; Pezizomycetes; Pezizales; Tuberaceae
Exons: 6
Coding region: 302-2377 (691 amino acids)
Molecular function (GO): RNA binding
Source: RefSeq, a predicted model, not a curated record
CACACAUCUCUCUCUCUUCUCAACAUCCUCCCUCCUUUCUUCCCCGCACUGGACUCUUGUCUUUUAUACUCACAUUCAAUUCUUUUGCCACCUGUUGGAACCCAUUUUUAGGCCUGCUUUCUGUUUCUCCUUGUUACGCUUGAUUGUAUAGGUUUACUCGAUUUCACCAGGCUUUUGCCUUCUUGGUGAAUAAACGACGCUUCGCGUGAAAAUAGGUCACGCUAACUACGGUAAAACUUGAUCGGCAAUCCUUCUUCUGCUAUCUAGUUUUUGUCUACGGUUUAAUCAGCAGUUCAUCAGAAUGGAAGCAGACGAGUUGAUGGAUGAUGACCUUUUUGCCGAUUUGUACGGCGAAGACGAACCCCCAAAGACUAGCCUUCCGGCACCAGUAAAAGUGGCCAAACCCGCUUCUCCAGUAAACACCCCAGCAGCAGCAGCACCAGCUGUAGUGCCGCAGCGGGACCCUGAGGCGAGUUACUCACAGGCGCAGCAGCCUCAGGAGCCAGCUGCCCCCCAAGUCACCGCCCAAAGGGCAAUUGAUCCCAGAGCUCCUCCCCCUUCUGUGAAUGUUCAUAAUGCAUCUACAAAAAUUGAGAAUCCUUAUGCUGCCGAGGAUGAUGCGGAUAAUUACAGUGGAUGGGAUGCUGCGGCUGCCACUGGAGGUGCAGGAGCUGGUGGUCAUAGUGGACAAGGUGGACAUGGGAUUCACAGCAAUGAUGGUGGAUCUUGUGGUUAUGACGGGAUGGGUGCCGCCGGUUAUGGUGACCCACAGGCGACAGGUAGUCCAGCUAUCAAAGAGGAUGGGAAAAUGUUUAUAGGUGGAUUAAAUUGGGAAACGACUGAUGAAUCUCUCAAGGAGUACUUCAGUCAGUAUGGAGAAGUGGUUGAAUGUACCGUUAUGCGCGAUGGUCCAACUGGUCGUUCCAGAGGAUUUGGUUUCUUAACCUUCAAGGACCCCAAGACUGUCAACAUUGUAAUGGUGAAGGAGCACUAUCUGGAUGGUAAAAUUAUCGACCCUAAGCGUGCGAUUCCUCGCGACGAGCAGGAGAAGACUUCAAAAAUAUUUGUCGGUGGCGUUAGUCAGGAAGCAACUGAAACCGACUUUAGGGAGUAUUUCACACAGUUUGGGAGAGUUCUGGAUGCUACUUUAAUGAUGGACAAGGACACUGGUAGGCCCCGUGGGUUUGGUUUCGUCACGUUUGAUAGUGAAGGUGCGGUGGAGAAUGCCUUGAAUUGCCCCACGUUGGCUAUUUUGGAUAAACCUAUCGAGGUUAAGAAAGCUCAGCCGCGUGGGAACAUCCGCGAGAGGAUGAAUGCCCAUUUCGAUGAACGUGAUGAUCGUGGUGGGUCCUUUAGGGAUCGCGGAGAUCGUCGUGAUCGAUUCGAGAACCGUGACAAUGGAAACAACGGAAAUGGCAACUACAAUGGGGGUAGCUCACAGAAUCAAAACGCCCCUGCUGGCCAGCAGAAUAUAUACAACGGGAUUUCCCCACAGAUGAUGGCUCAGUAUUAUCAGAAUUUCCAGAGAUAUAUGCAGGCUAUGCAGUCAUUCGGUCGUGGUGGUGGUGGGCCUAUGCCUGCGAUGAACCCAGCUAUCAUGCAAGCACUCGGCCGUGGAGGAGGAGCGAUGAACGCUAUGAACCCAGCAAUGCUCCAACAACUUCAACAGAUGCAGCAGCUACAACUUCAGCAGCAACUGCAGCAACAGGGCCAGCAACAGCAGGGACAACCUCAGCAAAGCCAGAUGGGCGGCGCUGGAUCCCAAGGCCCCCAAUCCCAACAGCAGGUCGGAUACGGCUCCCCGAACCAACCAGUCGGCUAUCCACACACCCAGGGUGUGCAGCAAUCUCAGCAGGUCCAAUCCUACGACCCAUCCUCUUACAACGACCAAAACACGGGAUACCGGCACCGUAACUUUCAACACCACCCCUCUCAGCGCGAUUACCAACCCCCUCAAACCCAACCUUCCUCCUGGGAAGGGAUGUAUGAUGACGUCCCGCCCCAGCAGCAGCAGCAACAGCAACAACAGCAACAAGGACGCGGUAGGAAUGAACCCUUCCAACAAUCGUGGCCAUCAAACUAUGACAACUGGGAUGAUGUUGACCAAGCAACAGGUGUCGGCCGGGCUGGCAACGGCUUUGACGGCCCACCGCCAAACGCCCCGACAGGGCCGCGUAACGCGAAGGGCUCCGGAAGUAAUUAUCGUGGUGGCGGGCGCGGCGGUGUGGCUUCGGUUCGUGGUGUCGCCGCGGGUUCUGGCGGUGUCGGUGCUGGUGGUGCGGGACCGGAUAGGCCGGGGUUUGUUGGAGGCGCGGGUGGGUAUGCGCGUGGUGGAGGAGGCUAUCACCCAUAUGCAAGAAAUACUGAAAGGUAUUGAUUGAGUAGCAUAUCGUACGGGAGGUGGCAGUGGGGGGGUUCAUUGAUUCAUUGCUUACACACUUACGCGUUUACUACUACUGUCCUGUUCUAUUCCGUCGAAGGGUACAUGCCCGAACGGCUGGAAUAAUUUGGCUUCGCUCCCCCUCUCCUACCUCCAGAGUUACAUUAGUCAGUCAUUUUUUGUACCCUUGUUAUGUGUGUAUGGGCGGUUGUCGAAAAUCUGUUCAUAAAGUUUAAAUACGCAAGGUUACUUGAUGGCUAUAAUGCUGAAAGCCGAGGGAGGUUUCUUUCAUUUAUACUAGUAACGUUAA